Acanthochromis polyacanthus (spiny chromis) is the source of this 1733-nucleotide messenger RNA. RefSeq names its product sulfotransferase family 1, cytosolic sulfotransferase 6 (gene sult1st6). Gene Ontology annotation, biological process: sulfation. Gene Ontology annotation, molecular function: sulfotransferase activity. NCBI's taxonomy places the organism in Eukaryota, Metazoa, Chordata, Actinopteri, Pomacentridae. The transcript is spliced from 7 exons. The record is from RefSeq and is a predicted model, not a curated record. The coding region runs from base 539 to 1468 and encodes 309 amino acids. Gene Ontology annotation, cellular component: cytoplasm.
CAUACGUAACUGGGAAUGUUACAUAAGGGCACUUUCUCUUUGUCUGCCUGUGUGUGUUCCUGUAAUUGCAGACAGAUAAGAACCUGGGACAAGCACUCAGGUUACAAAGAUAGAUAAAGGGAGAGAAGAACACUGAAGCACUUAGACUUUAGCUGGGACUUCAGGAAGGACUGCUUCUGGGAGUCUUGUGAGAGAUUCUUACUGUUGGACUCAGAUGUUGGAGAGGACUUACGCUGGAAGCCACGAGUAAUCAAAACCAAAGGAUUCCUGGACCUACAGAUAACCACCGGAAGAGAUAGUGACAGAGAAAAACAUACACACACAGUGACCGUGCGCUUCACAGUCAAGCAGGAAGGGAUUUGUGCACAGUUGGAAUUUGUCGUCUACAGAAGUGGCUCAGCUGUGAAUGUUCGACAAAGUCAGCGGAGGACAGGAGCUCCAUAAAAAGCACCACGCUAGUCUUGCUUGAGACACUUGACAGUCAGAUUUUGGCUUCUGGUUCUUGAUUUGUUCAAGUAAACUUUUGGCAGUUUCAGUCAUGGAGGGAGAGGGAGAGAUGACCUACAGGGAGUCCAUUGAGAAGGCUGGGUCCUCCCUGAUGCGCUUCCCUGUCAUCCCUGUCAGAGGAAUCCCUCUCAUGAAGCUCAUCGCCAACAACUUUGAUGACAUCUGGGCUUUUCGUCCUGAUCCAUCGGACCUCCUCAUUGCCACCUACCCUAAAGCAGGGACCACGUGGACCCAGGAGAUAGUUGACCUGCUUCUUCACAAUGGAGAUGCUGAGGCCUGCAGACGAGCCCCGACUCCCGUCCGCAGCCCCUUCCUCGAGAUCGUCUCCCCACCACCCAUCCCCUCAGGCCUCGAUCUGCUGAGGACAAUGGAUCCCCCAAGAGUUAUCAAGACACAUCUUCCCUUUCAGCUGGUACCUCUUGGAUUUUGGGAAAACAAAUGCAAGACAAUCUACGUGGCACGCAAUGCCAAAGACAACCUGGUGAGCUACUACUACUUUGAUCUUAUGAAUAUGACCCAGCCUGAACCAGGGCCCUUUGAUGGCUACGUCACCAAGUUCAUGCAAGGAGAGUUGUCAUGGGGCUCCUGGUAUGAUCACGUGAAAGGUUACUGGGAAGAGAGAGAGAAGAAGAACAUCCUUUACCUCUUCUACGAGGAUAUGAAAGAGAAUCCUCGACGUGAAGUGGUGCGCAUCAUGAAGUACCUGGACCUGUCAGUCUCUGAUGAAGUCAUCGACCGGAUUGUGGAUCUCACAUCCUUUAAAAAAAUGAAGGAGAACCCGAUGGCAAAUUACUCCUGCGUCCCGUCACCUGUUUUUGAUCAGACCAUUUCUCCAUUUAUGAGAAAAGGUGAAGUAGGUGAUUGGCAAAAUCAUUUUUCAGCCGAGCAAUCGAAGAUGUUUGAUGAAGAUUAUGAGAAGCAAAUGAAAGGGUCCAACAUUCCCUUCAGGACCCUCAUCUAAUGGAUUUUAGGUUUUUUGCAAAUUCAUUCUGCAAACCAAAGACCGAUGAACGGACACUGUGCAGCAAUCAAGCAGCAGAAAUCCUGUCAGAAAGUUUGCCAUGAGCUAAAAAUCAAAACAAACAAUGAAUGAAAUGAAAGUGGUUUGACUUGGGCUUCAUGUGUGGGCGGUAAACACUGUAAUCACUGCACCUCAUGAUCUAUCUAUAGAGAGGAAAUUAUCCAAACGUCUGUGUGAAGGAUCAAUAAAAAUGUGCUUCACAAUA